AUGGACGACGAUCGCAGGAAGAGGAGUAAAUGGGAUGAAAAGGAGCGUGGUGACCGACACGACCGCUCCCAUAGGGAGAGAGAUAGGGACCGCGAUAGGGACCGCGAUAGGGACCGCGAAUACGACCGGGAUCGCGAACGUGAGAGCGAAAGAUCUAAUCAUAGAUCAAGAUGGGAUGCUUCCAACCGGAGGUCGCGAUCUCCCCGUCAUUCCGCAAGCUCUCGGCCAAGUCGGAGUAGAAGUCCCUCUCGGGCUUCAGCGUUAUCACCCAAAGUACAGUCGACAGAACCCACAAAGGCUGCAAUUGAUCCUGCGGCCGCUGCAGCUGCCGCUGCUGCUAGAAUCAAUGCCCAGCUCCAAGCUAAACGAGGUAUCACUACUGAUACAUCUUCGUUCAAGGCAAGUACUUACCGAAUCGCGGAAACCCUCUGUUACACUUGGCUUUCCAUUAGCAGCGCCGCUAACAACCGCGAUAGUCUGCCGCACAGUCUCCUAUUGGACCUAAGCCCUCGACGCCAACGGCUGGAAUGA
This is a messenger RNA of Orbilia oligospora ATCC 24927, 531 nucleotides long. RefSeq lists its product as uncharacterized. The transcript has 2 exons. NCBI's taxonomy places the organism in Eukaryota, Fungi, Ascomycota, Orbiliomycetes, Orbiliales, Orbiliaceae. The record is from RefSeq and is a predicted model, not a curated record. Bases 1 to 531 code for a protein of 176 amino acids.